Messenger RNA from Pseudo-nitzschia multistriata, 2376 nucleotides. NCBI's taxonomy places the organism in Eukaryota, Bacillariophyta, Bacillariophyceae, Bacillariales, Bacillariaceae. The record is from the annotation of a GenBank genome assembly.
CACCCAAAGUGCACCCAACCAGAUAAYACGGYAGAUCGGCAGUUCGCUGGAAUAUUCUUCCAGUCGCAGGUCGAAGUUGUCCCAUCGCUUAUUUUGAUUGAAAGGGUCUACUUGCCGUUAUCCAAACUCAAAGGGCCAAGGAGACAAACUUGCAAUGGCGACUUCGUUCGCAGUAUCACCGCAUUCUUUGUCGUCACCGGCACCAGGAAYGACAACGAUGGAGGGCGACGAUGAAACAAAAGACCUGGAUACUCCGAAGACCAUGAUGACUUCAGAUUCCUCUUCGUGCGACGCACACUACCUUGAGACGCCUCCUCCGAUGCAUGGAAGGUUAGGGAGGAUCAUUCUUUCGUCGGGCGCAUACCCAACCWYCUCGGAUGGAUCCACAGCAACCAGUUGUUGCAGCGAACACAUCGAAACAGGCUGCCCCGAUGGGAGUCCACCAAAUUCGCAACUGCACCGGAGCAUACGACGCGCUGGGAAUCAUUCUCAACUGCAACGCGUUUCCACAYCAUUGUUCUCUCAAGAGAUAGAUGAAAACGAUGAGUCCUUGGAGAUGCUUUUAAAUGCACUGAACAAAUUGAAUCGGUUGGCUACCUUGGAUUCUGCUGAGUACCAGCAACGCUUGCUGGAAAAUUCGCUACCAUCUUUGGAAGGCGAGAAGUCGAAUUCCAUAUAUUGCCCUUCCCUWUCCCAGGGCAACACGCGGACGCAAAUAAGGCUGCCAUCGCAACCCAUUCUGACACCUCUCGUUCAAUUGUMGAUGUCGAUUCAUCGCUUGCACGCUGUUAUUGCCAAUGUCACUCGAGAAAUCGAUGGGCACACCGAUGAGGURAAGGAACUUCAGUCGCARCUCGAAGUUUUGAAGAAACGCAAUCGAAAACUAGAGAGUGYGACAAAAAUUGUUCACAAAAGAAACCUAAAACUCAAGAAACAGUCCCARCACGAUCGUAAGGUGGCAAAGCUGCUUCAGCACAAGGUGCACAAGUACGAAGCCCAGAUCGAGUCUCAAGACUUUGARCUGAUGGCGAGCAAAGUUUAUCAACACGAAAUUCAACUGCAACUCACCAAAAGUCAGAAAAACAACGCUACGGGAUGCAGUGGUAUCAGCGACGACCACUUAACACGAGAACGCCUUGACUCGAACAUGAGUGACUUUUUCGAUGUCGAGAAGGAAAUCGAAGGCGUGGCAUUAGCUAGCGUUCAAUCCGAUSUAUCAGAAACCACAGCAGAAAAUAUUGAAAAGGAAAGUAGCGACAUCAUAGCAGAUACAUCUCGCAGUGCCGCUAUUUCGAAGACGAAUGCAAUGUCUGAUUAUUCUUCAUCAGCAUUACGUUUCUCUGCUGAUCGAAGCGUCGUAACCAAGAAAAGCACCAAUAGCUCAAACAAAGAAGCUUCCUCUCCCCAAAGCAUACGACAUCCCCCUAGCACGCCCGAGACGGGUGACCGKAAAUCUUCACUUGAUGCAGUAGACAAGCUUGACAAGAAUUCGUCAAAAGAUGCCAAGACUCCAAAGGCUGAAAACAAAGGGGCCAUGUUAUCAAACCGCUUUUCAAUGUUUUUGGGACAGCGAUCCAUUCCCAAYUAYAACCUGAAAAUGACCCCGCCGUGUAAUCUGCAGUUUGUCGAGUUAGAAGUCAAAUCAAUCUAUCAGGAAAACGAAGAAGGGGGUAAACAGUCGCAAGUACCUGAAAGCCAAGGCUUAGUAGAAGACCAUGGCAUCUUGCAGACACAUGAUGAUUCGUCGCAGUCUUUGACUCGAGAUAACGCUACGUCUCAGAAGAAGGACACUAUUUUUGCUGUUUGUGGUUUUGAAGGCUUCAACACUGAAAUCAAUAUGAAACCAACUUUGGGAGCACGAUUGGCUAAGAUUAACGGCCGAACAAUCGACAGGGAUUGGACAUUAGAAAAACUCUAUAGGGAUUUGGAGGGAAUCAGUAACAAUACGAAAGGGGGCAAGACAAAACCAAUAGUGCUAACUUUUCGAAAUGAAAUAUGGGACAAGGAACAAGCUAAUAGACUAAGCACAGCUAUUCGACAAGGCAUCACGGAAGCUGCAGGUACCAUCCCACAAAAAAAUCCAGCGGGAACCCAGCAUCAUCGGYGUUUGUCAAACACGAAGAGUAGUAAUGAGAGGGAUGGCAGCUACAAGAGCAAUGCGAGUGAACACUUCCAGCGUGCACGAACUGCCAGUGCCGACAGCGUUGGGAAAGCCAUAAAUGGGUUUGGAAGUUUUCUCCAGAAUUUUGGUCAAAUAGAGAGCGGGUGCUGAAGUAGAGACGAGUGUGGUUGUCACGCAAUUUCGUCUAAUCAUCAUCUAGAAUAGCAAACGUUAUGCAUUGCAACGCAGUGAAGAAAUAUAAUGCAGUUCAUGAU